UUCAGCGUAACUAAUUAUCAGGGUUGCCCCGCAAAUCGAUGUGUGUUGUGGACGAACGCGUUGAGCGUGUGUCUCUGUGUUUGUUAUUGUAAGUGCGCGUUUUGUUUGCGCACCAUUAGCCAACAACGCAGUUGCAAGCAGCACCACAUGAUUGUCUGUGAUUGAUGUGCGCUAUUCAACAUGACAGACGAAGAUCGACACCCCUCCGUAUAGCCUUAUGGCAGACUGUUGGGGGAAAUGCUGUUAGCGAGCACCUAUGAAGGCCGCCAGCGCGCCACGCGAGGGGGUGGUGUGGACAGCACCACCACGCCCGGCCGCCUUUGUCUUCCCCGCGGCCACGUCUACACCGGCUACUCAUUUGAUGGUGUUAGGAGGAGGAAGGAAAGAAGGAAUGUUGCCCUCCGUCGAAGGAAACGGGACAGAGGCACACACGCGCAUGGGCCCACUCCCCCCCCAUCCCGCUCAUUCCCCGGGGACGUGGGAGGAAAUACCAAUCUGCCCGAGUCAGAGGCGCUUGGCCAAUCCCGGGCAGCAAGGCGAGAGCAAUUGUCAGGGCUCUUUUUGUUGUUGCUGCUGCUGCAUUCGCUGGAGCCUGCUAGGAGCCUUCAGGCGUCUCCCUCGAGCUCGUUUCGUAGCUCAAUUCCUGGGCGAUCGUGGAGGGAGCGGACCCGUGGACGACGACGAUGAGUGUCGUUGUUGUUGUUGGGAGUUGACGGAUGAUCGGAGAAUCAACAGCCGAUUUAGGACGGCAGCACUUUGAAGACUUGGAAGAUCUCGAGGCGAUGCAGCGAGAAUUGACCGAGCCUCGUCCCGCGAUGGACAUUCACCCGGUCAUCAUCGACGGCCGCAAGAGAAGCACGCUCCCCGUUGGUCCAGCCACGCUCCCAGACAACAGGCUGGCAGAGCUGCUGGGCGGCCUCACGCUGGGCGAGCUCGAGUCGUGGCUGCUGUGGGAGCGGGCACCGCGUGGCGGCGGCGGCAGCGGCGGGGAGCUGCAUCGCGACGACGGCGGCGGCGGCGACGACGUCAGCGUGUGGGCUCACAGGCCGCCGUGCGGGGCGGGCACAGCGCGCGCGGCGCCACGGUCCCUGGACAAGAGGGUCGUGCAUAUGGCGCUGUCACGGUCCCGCGUGCUGCCGGAUCCGUACCAGCCCCUGGCGGCGCCAUGGCCGCUCCCGCGGCCCCUCCGAGGGGACGCGGUCGGCUGCAAGGGGGUCGACAGGGCCCCGGUGGUCACGUGUCCCCAGGUGACGGCCCGCUGCUCCGCGCCACCAGCCGGUGCGAUCGCACAGGCGGGGGGCCCACUCCGGGGCUGUGCAUCUGGUGGGGACGUCGCCCACCGUGGUGACGGUGGACGCGGUGGCUGGCGACCACAGCGGGAGCCUUGCUGGCACCAAGACGGAGGUGGAGGCGGUGCCGGCUGCGGCAGUGGUGGCGCCGACAUGGGUGGGGGAGGAGGUGGAAGAAGUGCCGGGGACAGCCUCGACCCGGAUGGAUGCGGCUGGCUGCGUAAGAGCUCGUCGCUGGACAGCAGCCUGUGCCGGGUGGCGGCGGACUCGCACGGAGGGUACGGGGAAGCCGGCAAGCCGAAGCUCAAGCGCAAAGUGAGCUGGGGAGCCGCGGACAAGAGGCACUGCCAAGCCAAAAGGUUUGAGGGUGAUGUCGUGCGCUGGGCUCAGCAGCGACUGAGCCACAGGAGCCACAGGAGCCGCAGCGCGGGAGCCUCCCCGCUCUCGUCCGCUCGCCCUCGCUCGGUCGCCCUCAACUGGCCUCCGCCGGAGGAGAUGACGCAGCAGAUGCGCGACCUGCAGUUCAGCUCGCCGGCGGGGGGAUGUGGACCAGUGGCAUCGACCGUGGCACCGGCAACGAGCGGCGGCGGCGGCGGCGCCGGUGGCCCGUUAAACCUGGCGCCGCAGGCGGCGCGGCGUUCCGACGGAGCCUCCCCGAGCGCCGCCAAGCGCUUGUACCGCAACCUCUCGGACAAGCUGCGCGGCGCCGGCGGCGGCGGCGGCGGCUCGGAUGAGGCGUGCGCGGUGCACACGCGGUCCGAGAGGGACCGGCAGCAGCGCAAGUCGGCGUCGCUGCCGAACCUGCAGUGUGGCGAGGCGCUGCUGGCGGCCGUGGAGCAGCAGGACAUGGAGGGCGUGCGGCUGCUGCUCGACCGCUUCUCUCCCGACGAGCUGGACCUGAACACGCCCAACAGCGAGGGCCUCGUUCCGCUCGACAUCGCCAGCAUGACCAACAACGUGCCCAUGGCGCGCAUGCUGCUGCGUGCCGGCGCCCGCGAGAGCCCGCACUUCGUGAGCCUGGAGAGCCGGGCACAGCACCUGAGCGCGCUGGCGCGCGAGGCGGAGCAGCGUGUCGGGGAUCUGGCGGCGCAGCUCAUCAACGAGCCGGCCGGCUGCGACGCGUGCGAGCGCCAGCGCCAGCUCGCCGCCUGGGAGUGGCGCCACCGCCUCUACAAGCGCAUGCAGACCGGCUUCGAGCACGCGCGAACCCCAGAUGCCCCCACGCACGUGCAGCUGUGCGUGACGGGGAGCCACACGCUGGCCGUCUCGUUCCAGGAGCCGCUGCUCAUCAACGCCGCCAUCGUCACCAAGUACAAAGUCGAGUGGAGCAGCAGCAGCCAGAACUUCGCGCCGCCGAGCGGGGACUGCGUGCUGGAGGAUCUCCGCGUGCUCAAGUGCAGCAUCUCCAACCUCCCCUCCGGCGUCCCGUGCUACGUGCGCGUCUCUGCCUACAACAUGAAGGGCUGGGGACCCCCCCAGUGCUCCGUCCCCGCCUUCGCCAUUCCCUCAAAUUGGCGUGAGCUGGAAUGCCUGCCGGCGCGAAGCCGGGACCGCACGGAAGCUCUGGACCAGCUCCUGCGGCAGCUGAAGCUCACCUGGCAGUGGGGGGACACGCAGGCGAACCCGAAACUGCAGGCUGCCGGCCGCAAGCAUUCCGUCUCCAAGAGCCUCAAGCAUCUCUUCCACUCCAACACCAAGUUCGUGAAGACCAUGAAGAGAGGGCUGUACCUGGCAUCGGUGUUUUUCGACGGGGACAGCGUCCUCGUCACCCAGGAGGAUCAGCUGCCUGUGCUGGAGGUGGACGACUCCUGCUCCAGCUCCAUCUCCCAGGACUUCCUCUGGUUCGCUAAGGUCUCGUGCAUGUGGGACGACGUGGACUGGCUCCGCCACAGGGUGAUGUCGUCGCUCUCGUCGUGCUCCUCCGCCCUGCAGGCACGGCAGAAGAUCCUCGUGGCCGUCUCGCACAUGCAGGCGGCGCUGGGCGUGAGCGACCUCGGGCGUGCCUACUUGGAGCCGCUCAAGGAUCGGCACGGCAACGCGGUGCUGCUGACGCUGCGCGAGGUGUCAGAGCCGCUGCAGCACGCGCCCGGCGGCCUGCGCUGGCAGCCCGUGUCGCGCCUGCUCAGCCAGCGCAAGUCGCUCUCCACGCCCGAGGAGCCGUCCGCGCUUGAGGCCCUCAUCAUCACCCUGCAGGAGAAGGUGUCGUACCAGCGCAUGAGCAGCCAGCUGCUGGAACCGGGCCUUUACCUGGGCUACCUGAAGCUGUGCAGCUCUGUGGAGCAGAUCAAGGUGCUCGUGACGCAGAAGAUGCCAAACAUGCUCUGCCACUCCAAGAUCCGCGACAACCCCAACGUGUCACGGGAGGAGUGGGCGUGGCUGCGCAGCGUCGGUGGGCCGGGCCCCGUGGUGUGGAGGGCCGCGGGCCACGAGGAGGGUCCGCAGGGCGUCUUCCAGCAGCAGCUGACGGCGGCGGUGCAGGCUCUGCUCGCGCGCAUCAACGUGUCCGUGCAGCAGGCGAGGGACUUCCGCGUCUACACGCAGGAGGUGCUGGAGCUGAGCCACGGCGUCUCCUUCCUGCUGCUCAUGCCGCCGGCGCACGCCGUGUGCACCGCGCCGGGCCAGAACCCGUACACGCCGCACGCCGGAUUCCUCACGCUGCCGCUGCAGAUCUUCGAGCUCGUGCACUUCUGGCGCUACUCGCCCUCGUUCCUGGGCCGCUACUGCCGCCUGUCGGCUCGGCUGGAGCUGGAGUCGCUGCUGUCGCAGCAGGCCCUGCGCGAGGCCCUGUCCGACGACGAGCUGCUCGUCGCCAAGCAGAGGCAGCAGCAGGUGGCCGACUUCACGCAGGUGAGGCCCGCAGGGGGACACGGGAUCUCACACAGGUGAGGUCCACGCAGGGGGACGGGAGGUGUGGUGCCGGAUAUGUGCAGUCGACCAUGAUUAAUCCACCACUACAAGUCUGUAUGAUGCACGUGUCAGUGCCAGCCCAACUGACGUCCCGACGCAUUUACUCGUUCCGCGCGCGUCAAGUCGCGCGCGUAAGACGGAUCGCGUACGACUCAUGCGAGCGGUUCUCAGCUUCUUGAACUCGCGACGCACGAGGCGAGUGGGACGAGCGAACGAACGAGCGAGCGAACGAGCGAGAAUUUCUGGCGCGUGCGCAUGUCAUCGAU
Messenger RNA from Petromyzon marinus (sea lamprey), 4462 nucleotides. NCBI's taxonomy places the organism in Eukaryota, Metazoa, Chordata, Hyperoartia, Petromyzontiformes, Petromyzontidae. The record is from RefSeq and is a predicted model, not a curated record.